Molecule: messenger RNA, 6582 nt
Organism: Synchiropus splendidus (mandarinfish)
Lineage: Eukaryota; Metazoa; Chordata; Actinopteri; Syngnathiformes; Callionymidae
Gene: rusc2
Product: RUN and SH3 domain containing 2
Exons: 13
Coding region: 326-4993 (1555 amino acids)
Cellular component (GO): cytoplasmic vesicle
Molecular function (GO): protein binding
Source: RefSeq, a predicted model, not a curated record
CUCGCACGUCCUGUAAGGAGUUCAAUAUCGUGCUACGGCUUUCAUCCAACAACUUUCUCAAGGACUCAUCGGUUGAAAAUCAUCAUUGUCUCGUCUCUCCUGGGAUAUUUUUCUCUAUCUUCGUUCCAUCUGCUUCCAGUGAUCUAGGGCUGAUAUUUCAAUUUCAGAUGCAUCACUCUGACCACAGCGUGGACUUCCCGGACCUCCUGCAGAUCCCUGACAGCCCUGCAGAGCUGCGCACAGUCAAGGGAGUGUGAACACACACAGCUACUUAACACACAUCCCCCUUUGUCUUCUCACACCUGGAGCCUUUGUCUUAUUGACCAUGGACAGCUCUCCCAAACUGUCUGGCGAGACCCUAAUUGUUCAUCAUAUUCCCCUGGUACACUGCCAAGUGUCAGGUCGACGUGAGGGCAGUUGUGCUGGUUCCUUGAAGAGGAGCAACCCCUUCAGCCUCCCAGAGAACCUGGGUUUGAGCCGCACCACUUCCCUUCCUGAAAGAGACGUCUUCCAGAAAGAGUCUCUGCUUUAUAGCAGCUUGAUCCAGACCUCCAGCAGCCACUGGUCCUCCCAGAAUGGAGGAAAAGAGAAAAAGGGGAGCAGGAGGGGAGGGAGCACAGCCAGCGAUGACUCAUCAUUUACCUCCAGCAAUUCAGAGGAUCAGCUGAUCACUGCUCACACUCUGCCGAGAGCUAAACCCAGGAGCAGGAAUCCUUUCCGUCACAACCCUUUUCUACUGAAUACAGAGGACGAUGAGGAUGAUGAUGAAGACGACCACGACAACCUGAGCGGUUACCAUGAAGACUCGUCUUUCCACCUGCACAGCGACACGACUCUCCCAGAGGGACUGGUACCGUUUCACUUGCAUGACUUCGGAUUUGCAUCAGAGCCUUUUCGCCUGCACAGCCUAACAGGAGGGGGCAGCCAUGAGUCACUGGGGGGCGGUGUGUCUGACCUUUCCAACAACCUAGAAGACAUAAACAUCCUGGGACUGCGUGAUCAACGGCGGCAUGGCAGCAGCGGCUCCAACAUGUCAAUGGACUGUGGCGAGCAGGACUGGGGAGAUGACGAAGAAGAGGAAGAUCACCAGAUGAGAUGUGGGCGCAGCAGCAAGACAGGGUCUUAUUCCUCUGGCUGCUCAACUCAGCACUGCUCCUGCUGCGCACUCUCUCAGCAUUACCCCGAAGCAUUCUCUGAGUGCCAGCAGGGCUACGGCAGCGACUCCUCCUGCAACAGCUCGGACGGCGUCCUAGUCAACUUCAGUGCUAUUUAUAAUAAAAUGAACAACAGUGUCCCAGAGAAGCCAGCUGGGCCCAACCUCAACAGCUCCACAGACCACUCCUGCACAUCAUCUGCGUCGGAUCCACCCCUGCACCAGGAGGACUUAACAGGAGGGGCCUUCUAUCUUGACCUCCACACCUCACCUACUGAACCCGUCUUUUCUCAACAGCAAACCUCCUGCAUUGGAAACUCUUUUCCAGCAAAUCAAGCCCCAAAUCUGUCCACAUUCUCCACCUGUUCCUGCUCCGUGGAGCACCAGGGGGCACUUGACCUUGAUGCCAACUGCAACUCAUACCAACCCCCCCACUUUGGAUCAUCAGGUGACCUGGCAGCUUGUCUGCAGAGUCAGGCGCGCUUAGUCGUCGCCACCCAAAACUACUAUAAGCUGGUGACCUGUGACCUUUCGUCCCAGUCCUCGCCCAGUCCAGCUGGGUCUUCAGUUCACAGCUGCUCGGAUGAGCACAGUAAGGGCAGUCCGACUCCUCCUCAGCCCAGCGAGUACUAUUUGUUCAGACAGCAGGAGGAGGAAGAGGAUGAAGACGAAGAAGCUACGUCCAGAAAGAAACAUUUUCAUGAGGAAGAUGACGAGACAGAUGAAGAGAAGAAAGAAGAGAAGGCACUCCGGGCAGAAGCUGUCAUUAACGGUCAGGUGUACAUCAACGUCUCCCCGCCUCUAGUGGAUGAGGGUCUCGACGGGGCAUCCUCCAGCACAAGCCGGCUCCGUUCCCGCAGUUACGAUCGACACCUGGACAAGUCUCCGGCUCGGCGACUUGGAUCUUUAGAGCGGAUGCUCAGCUGCCCCGUGCGCCUUAGCGAAGGCACCACCCAGACCCCGCCUCCUCCCCCGAGGGUCACCUCAUUCGCAGAGAUAGCCAGGAGUAAACGCAGAAAUGGAGGAUCGCCUCCGCAAAAGACAGCGGCUGACCCAAUCACCUCGAACAAUUCCUGUCAUUCUCACUCUUCAGCUGAUUUCUCACCAAUUGUGGAGCAGCACGUGGAGGCACACAGUUCAGCGCCAGCACCCUUCACCAGGUGUUACAGCCAGGGCAGCAUAGAGCGAACCCUAGAGGGAGGAAGAGAGACACGGUCCAGAACUGAAGGUGGUCCUUCCUGCUCAAUAGAGAACAUACCUGCUGUGGUCCGCUAUCGUAAAGACCAGAGGCCCACCUCCCUCCCCAUCCAACCCUUCACUUUCCACCAUCAAUUCACGUCCAAGCCCCCGCAGCCCAAGCCGCUGCUGCCCCUGCUUACAGGAUACGUCCCUGGGAUGCAGGCCUGCUCCAGCUCCGGGCCCGGUUCUGGAGGAGCAGAGGAAGAGGAAGAUGCUCACACUUCUCCCGUCACAACAACGCAUCCUCCUGGAUCAGUGCGGCCCUCGCCUCUCGGGAGUUACUCUCCGGUUCCCCUGCAGAGAGCGUCCAGCUCUGGAACCUGUUCAACGUGCACACCCAGUCCAAAGCCCCCUCACAGUCCGGCCUGCCUGCUCUCUGGUGGACAGCACACACCCCAGACAGCAAGGCACAGCACAGGCUCAGGACCACUUCCCCUCACUCCUCCCCCUCCUUCACUGGGAGUCAAAAGAGGGGUGGUACCACCAACUUUGCCUGCAGUUCCCGGACAUUGUUUCCGUGGAUCGUUGUCCAGUUUACCUGCUCUCCAGAGUGACACACUGAGUCCACUGGGGUUUGAGUCUGGAAAAGCAGAUGCUUGCAAAGCACCUGGAGUCAGAUCACACAAUGCACACCACCUCUCUCCUCAGGCUCUCAAGUGGAGAGAGUACCGAAGGAGAAACCCUCUUGGGGUGGAGAGAGUCUCCAGCAGCCAAUCAUCACCGGGGGUUAUUGCUGAGCCUCACAGGGGGGUGGCUCUCCGCCCUGCCCGACCAAAUGUGUUCGAUUUCCCUCCUGUGCCGCCUCGCCACGCACCAGGCCGGCUGAAUGGAGGUCACACGGGGAAACAGCUGCAGCAGAGUCACAACGACUUCCUCCCGGAUUAUUUCUCCCUGGCUGAGAAGCCACCCGAGGAGUUCUGCCUCUCCCCUGACGCCUCCACCUCCUCCUCGUCCUGCUCCUCCUCACAGUCUCAAAUCUCUGUCGACCUGACACAGAAGAGAGGUCUGGUAAAAGCCGUGAAUACAGCCGUCGACCUCAUUGUCGCGCACUUCGGCACCAGCAGGGACCCGGACGUGAAGGCUAAACUGGGAAACAGCUGGGUGAGUCCUAACGUGGGUCACCUGGUGCUCAAGUAUCUGUGUCCAGCGAUACACGAGGUACUACAAGAUGGGCUGAAAGCUUACGUACUGGACCUGAUCAUCGGUCAGUGCCGGUGUCAGCCUUGGAGCCUGGUGGAAGCCUCCACACAGCUAGGUCCGUCCACACGAGUCCUGCACAGCCUCUUCACCAAAGUCAGCCAGUUUUCGGAGCUGACCAGCCACCGCAUGAGACUCAACGCUUUCAUCUUUGGACUGCUCAACCUUAAGUCUUUGGAGUUCUGGUUCAAUCACCUCUACACACAUGAAGACAUCAUCGCUGCACAUUACAACCCCUGGGGUCUCCUGCCGCUGUCCCAAGGAGCCUGUCAGCCUCUGUUUGAGGAGCUGCUCCUCCUGCUGCAGCCCUUGUCGGUCCUCCCCUUCGACCUGGACCUGCUGUUUGAGCCUCGCCUCCUCCAAAAAGGCCAGGAGCAGUUGCGUCGUAAAGAGCAGCUGUGCUCGACCGUCCAGAGCGCCGACCGGACCUCACGCUCCACCUUCCAGCUGAUGAGAGGAUGGAGCACCACUGUGAGCGAGAUGGUCCGGGACUCGCAUGGAGAUGGGAAGAGGGAGUCCAAGGGGUUGAGACGAGAGGGGACCUGGCCGAGGAUGGAGGUGACAGGAGUCAAGUCGCUGUUGAGAAAAGAGGAAGUCCAGAGAGGGAAAGGAGAGCAGGAGGACAGACGGAAGGAGGUGACAGACCGACAGGCCGGUUGGUGGUACCAGCUCAUGCAGUCCUCUCAGGUCUACAUCGACCAGUCCACAGAGGGGUCAAAGUUUGUCAAGACUGAGAAACGGAGGCGCUCGUCUGAGAGGAGACAGCAGCCACCCGCCAGAGAGGGAGUGGUGGAGGGAGCCGAGUCCAGCCAGGAGGGAGAUGGACGCAGCGGCGGGAAGAGCAGCAGCUCCAGCGCUGACUCAGCAGGCUCUGGAGGAAGAUCCUCCUGGAUGGGAAGUCCACCAGAGUCAGUUCUGACCCAAGAGACUUCUGGGGUAGAGGACCAGAGCACGUCACAGGGACAGAGUUUACGCUGGGGAAGGCUGUUUGGGUCCAGUCUUGGCUCUCCUUCGAAGACAGAGACUAUAGACACCACAGAGCCAAAACCUAAGCCGAAGACCAGGGCUCCGUCAGGUUGGCUGGGACUGGACCGCUCCGUCCUCGGACUUGUGGCACUAACCAUCGGUGCCGGAAGUGGGAAGAAAUCUGAUCCAGGGGUUCACCCGUCUCCACCGCCAUCAGUGACUCCACCUAGACCGCCCACAUGCGAGGUGCGGGCGCUGUGCCACCACAUUGCCACUGAACCGGGCCAGCUCAGCUUCAACAAGGGCGAUGUCCUGCGGGUUCUGGGCAAAGCAGAUCCAGAGUGGCUGAUGUGCUCUCUGGACUCUCGCCAGGGUUUGGUUCCCAUCAUCUACGUGACUCUCACCAGCAUGGAUGAGAGCCGGGAACUCCAGCAGUGAGAGGAACUGGCGCGCCCUAGUGGAAGUACUGGGCAGUGAGACCAUAUGCCAGGGACGCAUGCAGACUGAACAUCCAUGUGUGCAUGAAAACAUCCCUGAAGAGCAGACAGGGAAACCCAAAGAAUCCAAUGCACCGCUGCUCUGCUCCCAGCUGACGUCCGGUCCGGUAUCUCACUCUCACAGUCAGACAGUGGACCAAGUGCCACCAACAAGAUGGUUUUAAUUUAUCUACAUUGCACAUGUGAUCAGUAUUUAUGAACCAACCAACCUGUCAACCAGUCUGAUCAGAAGCCUGGACAGAAUCAUCCAUCUGGUCCCACCAGUAUAUAAUGUCCCUGCUGGUGAGUUCACGAUGCUUUUCAAGGUGAGGUACAAGCUUAUUUGGAGUCUUCUGACUGAAUCUCCCUGGGUGUGUGUUGGCCUCAUGCCAGUGUGCCACAUGCUGAGGUUGAUAUGAGGAUUGAGUGAGAGGUGUGUCUUUAUGCGUGACUCGUGACCCCUGAAAGUGGCGGAAAAUGUGUGAAAGAACCAUCAACUCACAUUGUAAAUUUAACUUAACUGAAUAGCUAUUAACUCAUAGGGAGUGAUGUAGUAUGUGAUGUUGUAAAGGAGAUAUAGAGAAGAGCAGGCAAACAGGUCUGAAAACUGACGCUGUCUUUGGCUUUAGAUCAAACUGGAUACGUCGUUGGUUGAAGUAAAUAUGUACCUUCAAAGUAUUUAACAAGCGGGAUGUGCAAGUCCAAGUGUAAAAAGUUGAAUUUAUAUAGUGGGAGAAAUGUCUUAAAAGGGGGUAGUGGGGAAACUGCACUGUUGGACACUUUAGGGCUCUUGACCUUCUCUUGUAUUUUCUACACGGAUUCCAACUUUCCUGAAAAAAACGUCCCUGUUGAAGGUGUAAAAGGGAAGGAGUCUCGCUGGGGAGAGUCGUCUUCAAAUGUGGCCUUCGAAGAAAACAGAAUGAACUACUCCUGUCGCCCAAAUAUCAUGUAAAUGUACAUGCGUUAAAUAAAUAACGGCUUGUGGAGUUUUUACUUAUGAUUUUGUUGCGUUGUUGUACAGUUUUUCAUUUGAAGUUACUUAACUGUAAAUACACAGAAGCUCGGCUGUGAAUGUGCUCGGUCAAGUUUGUGUGUUUUUUAUGUGACUAGGGAAAGUUGUUCGGCCUGCAGGACGUUGGCUGAGUUCACAGCUGGCUUUCAUACACCGGUCUGACGCCCAGCCUCAUGUGAGGAACAUCAUUGUGGAAAUGUUGAAGAUUAGAAUUGUUUUUUUUUUGGUUGUUGCAGGCAGUUGACGAAAACACAAGAUGUUUGGUUCAACAACUGGAGUCUGGAUCGGAGUGGACAGACGAUCGGAGAGGUGUCAGAUCGGUGCAUAUCUCCAGACAUGCUGACCUCUCAGAUCACUUCUGCCUGUAAAUACGUCCAGUAUCAGCGCCUCUUCUCGGUGUCCAGGCUUCAUGACAUGUACUCAUGACAUUAUCAAAACUACUAUUGGAUGUGAAAUUACAAAGUGAUCACAAACCUGUCUGGCUGUGGACUCUUGUUUUUUUCUUUUCCCGACAUAACAUCCGUGUGUGUUUGCUCUUA